AGAUGAGAAGCAGCCGCAGCUGAGGGAGUGAGGAGGCACCUGGGAGCGGAGCUGGAAACCUGGGAGGCGGCCAGCCAGAGUCCAAGAGCUGGAGUGACCCCUCGACCUGGCAGCCAUGGGGGAGAUGGAACAGCUGAGACAGGAAGCAGAGCAGCUCAAGAAGCAGAUUGCUGAUGCUAGGAAAGCCUGUGCUGACAUUACCUUGGCAGAGCUCGUGUCUGGCCUGGAGGUGGUGGGACGAGUCCAGAUGCGGACACGACGCACACUGAGGGGCCACCUGGCAAAGAUCUAUGCCAUGCACUGGGCCACGGACUCCAAGCUGCUGGUAAGUGCCUCGCAGGACGGGAAGCUGAUCGUGUGGGAUACUUACACCACCAACAAGGUGCACGCCAUCCCGCUGCGCUCCUCCUGGGUCAUGACCUGUGCCUAUGCCCCGUCAGGGAACUUCGUGGCCUGUGGAGGGCUGGACAACAUGUGCUCCAUCUAUAGUCUCAAAUCCCGGGAGGGCAAUGUCAAGGUCAGCCGUGAGCUCUCUGCUCACACAGGUUAUCUCUCCUGCUGCCGCUUCUUGGAUGACAACAACAUCGUGACCAGCUCAGGGGACACCACGUGUGCCUUGUGGGAUAUAGAGACCGGGCAACAGAAGACUGUAUUUGUGGGCCACACGGGAGACUGUAUGAGUCUGGCAGUGUCUCCCGACUUCAAACUCUUCAUUUCGGGGGCCUGCGACGCCAGCGCCAAGCUCUGGGACGUGCGGGAGGGGACCUGCCGCCAGACUUUCACUGGUCAUGAGUCCGACAUCAAUGCCAUUUGCUUCUUCCCCAACGGAGAAGCCAUCUGCACUGGCUCGGAUGACGCCUCCUGUCGCCUGUUUGACCUGCGGGCUGACCAGGAGCUGACCUCCUACUCGCACGAGAGCAUCAUCUGUGGCAUUACGUCCGUCGCCUUCUCCCUCAGCGGCCGCCUGCUCUUUGCUGGCUACGACGACUUCAACUGCAAUGUUUGGGACUCCAUGAAGUGUGAGCGUGUGGGCAUCCUCUCUGGCCACGACAACAGGGUCAGCUGCCUGGGAGUCACAGCCGACGGGAUGGCUGUGGCCACUGGCUCCUGGGACAGCUUCCUCAAAAUCUGGAACUGACGAGGCUGCAGGCGGAAGGCCAUGAAGACACUCCCCACGCCAGCCCUCCCACACCUAACCUCUUUCCGGUUUCCUCUUCUCGCCCAGGUGCCACUAAGCUGUCCCCUUAGAGGGUGGGGUGUGGGGGAUGUGGGGAGUUGUGCCUUUGGGAGGCAGCAUCAGGGACACGGGGCAAACAGUUGCCCAUCUCCUCCUACGGCCCCUCUCCCCAUAGUCCUCACGGCCUCUCCUUUAGCCAGCAAAGAAAACUGACCCCUGCCCAGCCCCUUGCAGGCCCAGUGUCAGACCCCAGGCCCCAGGGUUUCUUCCCCAGAGCCACUCUCUUUGUCCAGCUCUGGGUGAACCAGGGCACUUUGCCCCAUGACUGGGGCCCCAGCACCCCCAGGCUCCUGGCUCCUUUUUCUGCCAUUUCUCCCUC
Ochotona curzoniae (black-lipped pika) is the source of this 1556-nucleotide messenger RNA. RefSeq names its product G protein subunit beta 3 (gene GNB3). Gene Ontology annotation, molecular function: protein binding; signaling receptor complex adaptor activity. The coding region runs from base 116 to 1138 and encodes 340 amino acids. NCBI's taxonomy places the organism in Eukaryota, Metazoa, Chordata, Mammalia, Lagomorpha, Ochotonidae. The record is from RefSeq and is a predicted model, not a curated record. Gene Ontology annotation, biological process: G protein-coupled receptor signaling pathway. Gene Ontology annotation, cellular component: cytoplasm; heterotrimeric G-protein complex. The transcript has 10 exons.